AUGGAAGCGCGCCGCGUUGGUGCAUCCUUAUCUGAAGACAAGAUGUUCGCGCCUGGUAUGACAGUAUCAAACGUUCAGCUCAAGACAAAGGGUUUGGAGGAGCAGCGCCAGCUUGACAAUGAAUGUAGUUCAUCGCCAGGCUUGGCUGUGCGAGAAGCGGAUAAUCAUACUGGAACCACCAGCGCACGGAAGCUUGACACCUGCGCUGUAGAGCUCGUUCGAGCUCUGCAAGGAGGAAACUAUGUACUACAGGAAAUAGUCCUAGAACAAGGACGAAGCAUUCGGACCCAAAGGGGAGCAUUGGAGAGGGCUGAGCCAAACGAGGAACUUCUCAGAGAGGCCCGUGAGCGGGAGAGGUUGCUUUAUGAACAGCUGCAGCAAAUCCAGUGCCAGUAUGAAGUACUGAAAAAGGAAAACCAAACGCUGAAGCAUGCGCUCAUGAAUACAGCACAGGAAUCUGUUGAUAAGGACGACACAAUUCUCAGGGAUAGAAAGGAAUAUGAUGCGCUUCGGACGGAGGUAAAGAACGCAACCCGCAACGCUCAAGACGCCAGAUACCUGGCUCAGAUGGAAAGAGAGAGGCGGAUUGCUCAAGUGACGCAACUGAAAUCUCAGUUGGAAAAGUGGAAGAGACACCUUUGCCACCAACAUACCCUUGUUGACACGAAACAGUACGGCAUAUGCACCAGCGUUAUACCGGAAAUUCUUGAUGCACUUAUACAGGGCUGCUGA
Messenger RNA from Eimeria acervulina, 732 nucleotides. RefSeq lists its product as hypothetical. The coding region runs from base 1 to 732 and encodes 243 amino acids. Lineage: Eukaryota; Apicomplexa; Conoidasida; Eucoccidiorida; Eimeriidae. The record is from RefSeq and is a predicted model, not a curated record. The transcript has 3 exons.